AUCUAGCAGCUGAUGCAGCACUAGUGGUGCUGAUUUUUGUUCGCUCAUGUGGCAAGAUGGUGCAAAGGUCUCCACCACCUCCCAUGGGACUUCCAACAGGACAGGCCACGGUCACGACGUUCGUGUGUGAUCCUCCGCCACCAUCGACUCUGCCUGGUGUGAAGAGCAACAAAGUACUUGCUGCCACACCACCGCCACCAACCGACUUUCCGUCCGUGCAGGGUGAGUUGCCAUGCUUGCUGACGGCUCCGCCGCCCCCUGUUGCCUUUCCUGGUGCCCCGCUGCAAUUCUCGCCGCCUCCGCCAGAAAAGCUGCCUGGCUCUGACAAGGAGCUAACAGACGAGGUCACCCAUCAGGAGAGCGAAGAUGGCUCCGAAUCCGGCGAGGAUUCAGAUCUAUCGAUCGAAGCAAACUACGAGAGGCACCGGACAGACUUGGACACACUGAUUGCUCAGCAUUCCUCGGUGAUUCGAGCCACCACUCGACAAAGAUCGCCUGAAGACGCCGAGGAUCUGCCCAAAAGCGCUCACGAGCUUGCGCGGAUACAGCGUCGCCAGGAUUCAAUGGAUUCAAAGGACAAACCGUCCUUCCUGAAUCGAAUUUUUCAAUAUGGUGGCCGAGUGGAAGAAGGAACCAGAGAGAGCAUUCUGCAUCAGGACAUUUCUGGCCUGGAUGAUGUAUGGCUUCGUCGAUGGAGCCAUGUCCUGGAGAAGGAUGGCAUCACCUGCACAAAGAUUGCAACCAAUGGGAAGCCCUACGAGCGGCGCAUUCAUGUCGAUAGCAGGAACAUGAUGGUGGAAGUACACCAAGGUCGCAACGGUACUGUGGGUAUCUCCCUGGACGACCUAGUGGACCUGUGCAAGGACCUGCAGAGUUUGGAGUUCAAGAAGUUUCGCCAGAGGCGCAAGAGCUCGCACCAAGACUUGUCAUGCAGGGCUCUGAUUCUGCACACGCCAGCGCGUUCAUUCUCCUUCCUCUUCAACAACGCUUCCCAACGUGAUGUGCUGGGCCACUUUCUGCUGUACCUGCUGAAGAGCCGUGCGCGAGGAAUCAUGGCCAACAUGUGCUCUUCGAACCACGAGGAUGAUGAAACUCCAGCCACCAGCGCGCCACCCGAGGGCUUUGGGAAAGUGCUGUACCCAAACAACUCUUGCUAUGAAGGAGCCUUCUUUCGCCAUAUGCGCCAUGGCCACGGGACUUUGUACCUUCCGGACGGCACGCAGCACGAAUCUGAAUGGUGCAAUGAUGAACGACACGGGCCAGGGAAGGAACAUUGGGCUGACGGCACCAAGUUUUCAGGGAACUAUGUCCGCGGCAUGCGCCAUGGUCAGGGCACUAUGACCUGGCCGGAGGGUUCCAGGUACACGGGCAUGUUCGAGCGAGGCCGUGCCAAUGGCGAUGGAGAGCUCAUUCGUACUGACAACUCCAUCUACCGUGGUCAGUUCUUGCAGGAUUGCAUGUCGGGUUUUGGCUGCAUGCAAUGGAUUGAUGGUGUCGAGUACAAAGGCGAAUUUUCCAACAACAAACGGCAUGGCCUUGGCAAGAUGGUGUGGACUUCCGGCAAGUGGGUGAGCUACGAAGGUGCUUGGAAGGAGGGCUUACAACAUGGCCGUGGCAUCCUGACAGACAGAGAUGGCAAAGUGCACGUGGGUCAUUUUCAGAAUGGCAAGCUGGACCAUUGGGAGGAGAAGUCCGUCAAGGUGCAUGCACCAGAUACGGGAUCCACCUAAUGCCAGGUGAGGGCAACUUGUUGAGAUUGCAUGUUGAACUUAAGUCAGCCCAAGAUUUCUC
Cladocopium goreaui is the source of this 1791-nucleotide messenger RNA. NCBI's taxonomy places the organism in Eukaryota, Dinophyceae, Suessiales, Symbiodiniaceae. The record is from the annotation of a GenBank genome assembly.